Octopus bimaculoides (California two-spot octopus) is the source of this 813-nucleotide messenger RNA. Its product is annotated as E3 ubiquitin-protein transferase MAEA. Gene Ontology annotation, biological process: proteasome-mediated ubiquitin-dependent protein catabolic process. The record is from RefSeq and is a predicted model, not a curated record. Gene Ontology annotation, molecular function: protein binding; ubiquitin protein ligase activity. Lineage: Eukaryota; Metazoa; Mollusca; Cephalopoda; Octopoda; Octopodidae. Gene Ontology annotation, cellular component: GID complex; nucleus; cytoplasm.
AUGACUGCAACAAGCAAAAGAUAUCUGAUGCGAACCAAGUCCCUGGUUCCUUAUGAACUGUUGAAUAAAAAAUUUCGUUCUGCUCAGAAAAACAUCGACCGUGAGAUUUCUCAUCUACAAAUUGUUGGUAAUGACUUGGAGAAGUGCCUGCAGAAGAAGCCUGUCACCGUUGGAGAGGUUACAAAAGCCCUUGAUUCAGUCGUCGAAAAACUGACCUUUCUUAAACGCAAGGCUGACGAAAGUAUAAACGACGAACUGGAAGCUGCGCAGAUGACCAAACGCCGAGUGGACCACUUGAAAGAAUAUGAUAGCAACCAAUCCAGUGCUGUGUCCUUGUGGAAGAAAACGCGCCUCGACCGAAUGUUAGUAGAGUAUUUUCUCAGAGCCGGCUAUUACAACGCAGCACUUCGGUUGGCAAAACACUCUCAUAUUGAGGAUUUAACAAAUAUUGAUCUAUUUUUAACUUCAAAAGAAGUGGAAGAGUCUCUUCUACGGCGGGAGACGUGUCUUUGUUUAUCUUGGUGCCAUGACAACAAAUCAAAACUGCGGAAAUUAAAGAGUACGUUGGAAUUUAAACUCCGCCAACAAGAAUUUAUUGAACUUAUUCGAAAUGACCAGAGAUUGGAAGCGAUAAAGCAUGCCAGAAAGUAUUUCACAAACUUAGAAGACGACCAAAUGGCAGAUGUACAGAAGAGUAUGGGGCUCCUGGCUUUCCCUUCAGACACUAGCAUUAGUCCAUACAAGGUAAUCUUCCUUUUAUUUUCUAUCAUUGUCCUUGCUAAUGCUGUCUGUGGAUGAAGUAAAAGAUGAUAG